AUCAAUUGGAAAACCCUACAAUCCACAAGUCUUGUCAUUUGCCGCGUCGCAGUAGUAGAAGAAAGUCAGAAACCAACAAAUGCGUAUUUGAUUUUUGAUUUUUCUAAAGCAAUCCUUAACCAAUACGGCAUCGUUUUCUUCUUAAACCACGCAACUCCUCCAUCACAAUUAGUCAAAGUAAUCGAGUCCAGAAGGACCCGGCCCAAAAAGAAACCUAGACGACGGAAACAGAUAGCCUAUGCCGUGGAAGGCCGCCGCCGCCGCCGCCUCUCCGGCGGAAUCCUCCGUCCCCUACACCGCCAUCCCCGCCGUCUACCCUCAGAACGUGAUCGUCCUCCCUUACUACCGCCCUCACCGACCAAGCCCAACCCUCCUCUUCCUCCGCCGCUGCUCCGCCUUCACCGCCGUCGUCCUCCUCCUCUCCGCCGCCCUCUUCUUCCUCUACCCUUCCGACCCGGAAAUCACGGUCGUCCGGGUCGGGCUCAACCACAUCCAAGUCCACUCCUCGCCGAAGCUCACGCUCGACGUCUCGUUAUCCCUCACCGUCAAGGUCCGGAACCCAGAUUUCUUCUCCCUCGACUACGAUUACCUCUCCGUCUCGAUCGGGUACAGAGGGCGGCAGCUCGGCGUCGUGAGGUCGAUCGGUGGCAUCGUGAAGGCCAGGGGUUCGUCGUACGUUGACGCUGCGCUUAAUUUGAACGGGCUCGAGUUCUUCUUGGAUGCCUUCUACUUGCUCGAGGAUUUGGCUAAGGGAGUCGUCUCUUUCGAUACGACGACCACGGUCAGCGGCGAUCUUGGGCUCUUGUUCUUCGAGAUCCCCAUCGAGGGGAAAGUAUCCUGUGAUGUUUAUCUGAGUACAAGCAACCAGACUGUUGUGCGGCAAAAUUGCUACCCUGUGUGACCUCAGAAGCUUGGAAUCAGACAGCACAACGCUCGUUAAACCCCCCAAGUAUAUAUGGUGUAAUGUUCGUGAAUCCUGAUCCCUGUAUCGCGUAUUGGAUAGAAGAGCGAAAUCCGGCUUCUCCUUCAGCCAGAGGCUUCACGUAUUGUGCAGGUGUGUUAUUAGAGACUUUUCAAGUCGUAAAUAAGCUUUGUGUUCACUACCUGCUGACAACCAACUUCGUCGGAUUGGAAGCUAACUGAUGCGUAUUACAUGAACACAUUAUCCUGUACAUAUACUGAUUUACUCAUAGCUGAUCCCAUCAGCGAAGUUUGUUACUUUGGGUAAGUAGCAGAAUUGUUGUCCUCCUUUCUGAAGGAAUCACGGGUUACAAUUUUUGUCGACGAUUCUCUUGGUUAGAGAGGUAUUUGGUUAGAAGUCUUCAGUGUUGUAGAUUGCCGAUUGAGGCCUUUUUGGCAACAUCACAUGCUUCAUGGUUCUUCGCCGGAAUGAUUUUUUUUUUUUUCCUCCUCACGGGAUCAGAAUGAGUCCUUUUUUCACAAAGGAGAAGCUAGAAAGCAAGAUUACAUCAAUUUGAAGUGGGGGUACAGCACUCCACUUUGUUUGGAUCGUUGGAAAAUGGUUUCAUGAAUUAUUGCAGUAUCGGAAUAAAGUGUAAUAUGGCACCAACUCUGUUUCUGAUCCUAAUUUUGUGACAUUGGUGACCAGAAUAUGGCAUCCAUUCAUAAAGAAUGCCGGCGAUUUAACUUGGCAACAUGCAAAUUCUUUCUAUUCCCUGCAUUUGGAACCUUAUUCCUUCCUUCUUAAAAAGUCCCCUUUAGCUAAAGUCAUCUCCAUUGCCAAUCAACCCUCAGAACUUCCUUCGAAUCGAGAAAAUUCAUUGGACCUUACAGGCUAAGUAAUUAUCGACAGAGAGAUGACAAUGAAUCGUUAAGAGCAAUCGGCCGGCCUCAGAACAGAGCUUUGCCUUCCUUCAUCCCCUGCCACUUCCAUUCAAGCUUCAACUUGCAUAUUGGUUUCUAAUUACAGAGAGUUUUCUUGUUCUGUGAUACAGGGCAGAGCAGAGAGGAGAGAAAAUAACAGCAGAUAAAAUGGACUCUGUUUUUCACCAUUCAAAUACAAAACCCUAUCUUGCUCAAUUUCUCUCUUCCCCCCCCACAUCUUCCCGUUUCUUCGCUCAUCAUCUGCAUGCUUCUGCAGUGGUAGUAGCCACCAUUGAUCUGCUGGCCGCCGCGCCGGCGGCAGCGCCCCAUACAUAACCAGCUCGAUGGUACCUGCACCGGAACGACCCCGGGUGCGUCGUCGGCGAACAAACGCACCACCUCAUCCCACCGCCGCCGUCCCCGCCGGUGACAACUCUCCCUGCCGCCUCCCCUGCAUCCUCUGCCACACGACCAUCAAUCCCCUCCACCACAUGAUGGCAACGACGGCCGCCGCCGCGAGGAGGAACAACUUGGAGACACAUUUUCCAAACUUCUGAUCUCUCCUAUCCUUGAGGAAUUGAAAGAAAGAAGAAAGAAAAAACAUCAGAGGUUUUAAAAGAGAAGAGGGGGGAAAAGAAUCUCUCUGCCCGACUUGAAGUGACCCAGAGAAAUUGGGGGUUGUUUAUGCAAAGAAGUAAAGAAAAGCAGAGAGCUUUUUAAAGAAAGCAGAGGGGCCAACCCAAGUUCUACCCGAAUCCACGAAAGAGGAAGAAAAGGUGGGAAGGAAGCUUUUUGAUCGCUGCUAAUAAUUAUAUUCCUUCAUGGGGGAAAAAAAAGGGUUAUGCUUUUUUUC
This is a messenger RNA of Linum tenue, 2677 nucleotides long. The record is from the annotation of a GenBank genome assembly. Lineage: Eukaryota; Viridiplantae; Streptophyta; Magnoliopsida; Malpighiales; Linaceae.